This is a messenger RNA of Aspergillus ruber CBS 135680, 586 nucleotides long. RefSeq lists its product as uncharacterized. Lineage: Eukaryota; Fungi; Ascomycota; Eurotiomycetes; Eurotiales; Aspergillaceae. The record is from RefSeq and is a predicted model, not a curated record. The transcript is spliced from 2 exons. Bases 205 to 498 code for a protein of 97 amino acids.
UCUCAUAUCGGCCCACCGUAUCGGGUCGAUCAUUCUGAUAUGAUCCAACCCAGUCUCCAUACAUUACCCACGCAGUUAGAUCAGAUAUAAGACAAUGGAGCCAGCAUACUUGUAUUCUCAAUAUACAGCAAAACAUACAACCCCAAAGUAUCACAAAUAUGCAGAAUGAUACUGUAACUUACAAUGUAAGUUACAACACCAUAAAUGUUGACUCAGCACACCAAAAGUGGCGCAAUCUAUGAUUGGCCCAAUCCCCAUCUUCAAUCACAUGCGUAUUACGUGAUUGGUCCGUUGCCGCCUCCACCCGAGCAGCAGCUGAUACAGGCGAGUGACGCCGUUGUCACCCUGUCGAUUUCCUCAAUGUAUUUUCUUUUUUCCUCUUCGUUGUUAUUUUGGUCACCGGCUUUUUUUGGCUUGUCUUCAUUCUUGUCGUGUCCGAAAGAUGUCUUCCUUGGUGGUGUAUUAAUCAUUGUCCGUCUUAUCCGUCUCCCUUUCUGAUAACUGAGUCUCCAUCUUUCAACGGUGGUGGCUUAUCAUUUAGCUACUAGCAAGCCAACACCUGUUCGUGCCUGUCACCUGGCUACGU